UCUGCUUUCAUUCUGUCUUGGAUUCUUGCACUGUGCGGUUCGUUGCGGCUGCUUCGUUGUCUUGUCGCCAAUUCGCUCUGUGGCUCUUACGUCGUGCACAUCGUUCGGUCGUGUCGCGCGUCGCUUUGAAAUUUUUGUAGCCCUCACAACAUAAGCAGCAAAUGCAAAACGCACCAAAUUUCGAGUGUGCAACAAAUAAUUUGAAUACGAAUUAAAAAGAAUGUUCAGUGUGUAAAAAGAAGCAAAGCUGCCAAUACUACAAUUUCAAAUCAAAAUAUUUUGGUAGCCACAAAUUACAAAAAAAAAGUGCAUGAACAAAAAAUAAAUCAAAUAAUUUGUUUUCCAAAUGGUUUUUUAAAAGAGCAUCAACCCAAGGCAAAUACAAUUUUUGCAUGUGUCGCGUGUGUCUCUAUGGCUCGGCUGAGUGCGAUUUUUAUUUAGCAAUUUUCUAGCGGCACUUUUGCCCCUAUCGCUCGCCCCCGCUGUGAGCGUGAGCAGGAGACGGCCGAAAAUUCGCCCAAAGCAAAAUCCGCCGAAUUCUUGUCCCACAACAGAGAAGCUAACGCAAAGCAAUUGAAAAUGUGGCGCGUGCACGUGUAAAACAAAAUAAUAAUAAUAAAAGCACAUACACAUACUAAAGCAACAACAACAAAAUGCACAUAACAGCAACACCGAAUUGCCAAAGCAUGUGCCGCAGUUAGCUGCAAAAGAGAAUUGCCAAAAAUACAAUAAACUACUAUUUUUAUGUUGUAACCGAGUGUGUGCGUGUGAGUGAAGCAGCAACAACAGCAAGGCCGCCCCACUAAGGAUUAUUACACUAAUAAUAACACACACCCAACACAACACAACACAACUAAACAGCAUUUUGUUUAUUACAACAACCAGCAACCAGCGAAGCAACAAUAACAGCAAUAAACAUGCAGUGGAUUAAAUGUUUAUUAACCGCAUUUAUUUGCUUCACAGUCAUUGUGCAGGUUCACAGUUCCGGCAAUUUUGAAUUGCGGCUGAAAUACUUCAGCAAUGAGCACGGCAGGGACAACGAGGGCCAUUGCUGCACUGGUGAAAAGGAUGCGACGACGGGCAAGUGCAUCGGCACCUGCAAGACGAGAUUUCGGGUCUGCCUGAAGCACUACCAGGCGACCAUUGACACCACAUCGCAGUGCACGUACGGUGAUGUGGUUACGCCCAUUCUGGGCGAGAACUCCUUCAAUCUGACGGAUGCGCAAAGCUUGCAGAGCAGAGGCUUCACGAAUCCCAUACAGUUCGCCUUCACCUUUGCCUGGCCGGGCACCUUCACGCUGAUCGUCGAGGCCUGGCACGAUACGAACAACAGCGCCAAUGCGCGCACCAACAAUCUGCUCAUACAACGCCUGUCCGUGCAGCAAGUGCUGGACGUCUCGACCGAGUGGAAGACGAACAAAUCCGAAUCUCAAUACACAUCGCUCGAAUACGAUUUUCGCGUCACCUGCGAUCCGCACUAUUACGGCGCCGGGUGUGCGAAUCUGUGCCGGCCGCGGGACGAUCAGUUCGGGCACUACACAUGCUCCGAGACGGGCGAAAUUAUCUGCCUGACCGGCUGGCAGGGCACGUACUGCGAGAAACCCAAAUGCGCCAAAGGCUGUGUCCAUGGUCAGUGCGAUAAGCCGAAUCAAUGCAUCUGCCAGAAGGGCUGGCGCGGACCGCUGUGCGACGAGUGCGCCCCGUAUCCGAGCUGCGUGCACGGGACAUGCAACAAGCCCUGGGACUGCAUCUGCAACGAGGGCUGGGGCGGCCUGUUCUGCAACCAGGAUCUGAACUACUGCACGAACCACCGGCCCUGCAUGAACGGCGGCACCUGCUUCAACACCGGCCAGGGCCUGUACACGUGCCAGUGUGCGCCUGGGUACAGCGGCAACGAUUGCCAGACGGAAAUCAACUCGUGCGACGCGGACGUGAAUCCCUGCCAGAACGGCGGCACCUGCGUGGACGAGGCGACGCAGCGCGGCUACAAGUGCGUCUGCCCCAAGGGCUGGAACGGUCGCAUGUGCGAGGAGAAGCUGCUCACCUGCGCGGACAAGCCGUGCCACCAGGGCCGCUGCCGCAACACCAGCAGCAACAGCAAGCAGGGGUUUCAGUGCGAGUGCCCCACCGGCUACAGCGGACCCACCUGCGAGCUCCACCUAGACAACUGCAGUCCGAAUCCCUGCCAGAACGGCGGCACCUGCCAGCCAAGCGGUAAAUGCACCUGCCCCGACGGCUACACGGGCGCCAAGUGCGAGCAGAACAUCGACGACUGCGUCGGCCACAAGUGCCAGAACGGCGGCACCUGCAUCGACAUGCUCAACCAGUAUCGCUGCCAGUGCGUGCCCGGCUUCCACGGGCCGCGCUGCAGCAGCCGCGUGGACCUGUGCCUGACCAAGCCGUGCGCCAACGGCGGCAGCUGCACCAACCUGAACAACGACUACCAGUGCGCGUGCCGUGCGGGCUUCACCGGCAAGGACUGCUCCAUCGACAUCGACGAGUGCGGCAGCCUGCCCUGCCACAACGGCGGCACCUGCAUGAAUCGCGUCAACAGCUUCGAGUGCGUCUGCGCCAACGGCUAUCGCGGGCGGCAGUGCGACGAGGAGUCGUACGAGUCGGUCUCCUUCGGCGCCCAUCAGUAUGGCGCCACGACGCAGGCGCGCGCCGAUGGCCUGACGAACGCCCAGGUUGUGCUCAUCGCCAUCUUCUCUGUGGCCAUGCCGUUGGUGGCUGUGAUUGCCGCCUGCGUGGUGUUCUGCAUGAAGCGCAAGCGGAAGCGCGCCCAGGAGAAGGACGACGCCGAGGCCCGGAAGCAGAACGAACAGAAUGCGGUGGCCACGCUCCAUCACAAUGGCAGCGGCGUCGGCGUCGGCGUGGCCGUCGGCCUGCCCGCCGGCACGCUGGGCGUCAAGCGCGGCAGCAGCGGCGGCCUGACCUUCGACAACAGCAAUCCCAACAUCAUCAAGAACACGUGGGACAAGUCGGUGAACAACAUCUGCGCCUCGGCCGCCGCCGCCGCUGCGGCUGCUGCUGCCGACGAGUGCCGCAUGUAUUCCGGCGCGCUGGCCAACUACGCCGCCGCGGCGGACAACAACGCCAACUCGGAGUUCUGCGGCGUGGGCCAGCUGGCGCCGCUGCAGCGCGCCAAGUCGCAGAAGCAGCUCAACACGGAUCCCACGCUGAUGCAUCGCGCCUCGCAGCUGCUGUCCGCGGGCGCUGGAGCUGCCGGAGCGGCGGCGGCGGCGGCAGCAGCAGCGGCUGCGUCUGCCGGCUCAACCAAAGACUACAGCGCGUCAGGCGCGGGCGCGGGCACGGGCAGCAGCGAGGCCAAGGGCAAGCGCAUCUCGGUGCUGGGCGAGGGCUCCUACUGCAGCCAGCGCUGGCCCUCGCUGGCCGCGGCGGGCGUGGCUGGCGCCUGCUCCUCGCAGCUGAUGGCCGCCGCCUCGGCGACGGGCAGCGGCUCGGCGACGACGCAACGCACGGUUGUCUGCGGUACGCCGCACAUGUAAGCAAAGACUGGCGAGGGACAGAGAGGGAGACAGAGAGGGAGAG
This is a messenger RNA of Drosophila navojoa, 3552 nucleotides long. It is a transcript of the gene Delta, whose product is annotated as neurogenic locus protein delta. Lineage: Eukaryota; Metazoa; Arthropoda; Insecta; Diptera; Drosophilidae. Gene Ontology annotation, biological process: heterophilic cell-cell adhesion; establishment or maintenance of epithelial cell apical/basal polarity; Notch signaling pathway. Gene Ontology annotation, molecular function: calcium ion binding. Gene Ontology annotation, cellular component: protein-containing complex; plasma membrane. The record is from RefSeq and is a predicted model, not a curated record.